GCGCAUUAGCAGUCAGGCAAACGCAUCCAUUAUUGCACAACUAGUAUCGAAUGCACUCUCCAGUAGGCCCUUGUUACCAGCAUGGCUUGGAAGCACAAUGCCUGGCAAAGCUUGAAUAUGACGAUAAACCAUAGAGUUAGUAUCGCGAUUGCAAGCUCGAAACGCUGUUUAGGACUGGUGUAGUGCACCGUUACGAUUUUUACUUACCAUACUACACCUCGCCUUUCUUGUCGAUGACUCUCCUCCUAGCGCUCUCGACUGAUAGACUGGAGACGCUUGCUGCGGUUUGGGUUUUAUGCCCGUCCAUAAAGCAUGCUGCCUAUGAAAUUGCUUACCCAAUCGUCUCGUAAUGGCAAUAUCGUUCCGAUCACAUUGAAGAAGACACUCACCACCGCUUCAGCACAUAAAGAUGGAGCCCAUAUCAAAUUCAAAAGCUGAGGGGCUCGACACCGUUCCAGAAGACGGCGGUCCACUCGUCACAGUGGGAGCCAACAUCCCGCAUCACCCACCAGAAGCUCGUCCGUCACGUAUUACCCGUGGGUCACUCGCCAAUUCCACACCCGCGUUUCAGCGGCGCAUGACGAUCGUGCAACAACGCCGACCGACAUCUGUAUUUGGUACUCCCAGCAAUGCACGGGAAACUGAUGAUUUUGUCCCGGAUCUUCCAAUUCGUCUGGCGCCAAUCACCCGCGACGAUAUCGAUCUUGCAUUCGAAACGUUGAGUCGAGAUGGAAAAAGGAUCAAGCGGGAAGAUAUCAAGGUUUUUGUGGAUCUACUAUUUAGUGCCAGUACAGGAGGUGGGGGUAGUGCCAAUGUACCUUCCAGUGCCAAUCCAGGCUUGGCGCGGACAUAUUCUCAGGCGGGAGGUAUUGGAUCGACGAUUGGAGGAGGGGGAGGCAUCGUGGGCGGAACGAGCGGUGGCAUAAAUGCGAACAAGGCUAAAGCGCUAAAGUUGGUUACAAAUGGAAAAGAAGAGGUUACGAAGGAAGGCUUGAUAAAUCUCCUGCUAAAUAGGGCAUUGAUAUCCAUGCCAUUUGAUGAAGCAUUCCAGUGGUUUGACCCACAUACCGACACGGGAUCCUCGCCAGCUCUGACUGAAGCAGAUCUGCGGCGACUAGCAGCUGCGAUGAGUCCAUACGGGGUUGCACACCGUGGGGAUGUCAAGGCAUUACUCGCUCACUUUGAUAGGGAUGGCGACGGAGUUCUUGGCUUAGAAGACUUCAAGCGGAUGAUCUUAUGAUAUGUGCAUGAACAUAACACCGUGAUGCUGCUUCCGUAGAUUACAUAGCACUUCCGUGUCAUUUAGAUCAUGAUUCAUGUAGCUCAUUCAAAGCAGUCUCUGGGAACCACCAACGCUGAACGGUCAUUGUUUUUAAACAGAAGACUAAAGCUCUUGAUAUACAGAAA
Molecule: messenger RNA, 1407 nt
Organism: Spizellomyces punctatus DAOM BR117
Lineage: Eukaryota; Fungi; Chytridiomycota; Chytridiomycetes; Spizellomycetales; Spizellomycetaceae
Exons: 2
Coding region: 410-1240 (276 amino acids)
Molecular function (GO): calcium ion binding
Source: RefSeq, a predicted model, not a curated record